GGUACUCGCGGACUCUUCUAUUGACCGCAGACCUCCUCAAAGCAUCCAUAGCCGGCGUUCAGUCCGUACAAGGCACCCAUUAUUGAUGGCUCUUCGUUGUGUGCUUGAGAAAGUGGGUAGAUUUGGUUUUAAGAAUCAUCUGAAUUUGACGAAGAGAUGUUUUUUGAGUGGUAUUUCAAUCAAAAACCACCCCCAAAAUCUGAUAAGGUCUUUCUGUCGUUAUUCCUCUUCCUCUUCGAGCGCUCGUCUUGCUGAAAUCAUUGAUUCCAUGCCUAAGAAACUCAAAGACUGGUUCCAUUUAGAAAAUCCUGUUGCCAGGAAGGCGUUUGAGUCGGAUUGCGCCGGUGGAACUUUGCCCUUCUUUGGACAUAUGGAUGAUCCUUUUCUUUUAGAAGCCGCCCGUGCUGCUGUCGAGCAACACAACAAGCAACAGAAUUCAAAUCUUGAGUUUGUGAGAGUGGUCGGGGCAAGCACAAGGGUCGUGUCUGGUUUGAUCUGGGAUAUUACAUUUGAGGCAACUGAUGCUGGUGUGAAGAAUACUUAUCAAGCUGAGGUUUGGAAAACUAUUAGUGAUGGAUGGAAAUUGCUGUUGUUUAAGCUAAGGGCUCCUCAGCGCCCUUCAAAUCAUCCAGCUGUUAUGCCAGGUGAUCUGGAAGAACUAGGUGAAAAGUAGCUGUUUCUACAUGGGGGUUGAAGUGAUAAUAUGUUCUAUUAAUGGAAUGCGCAUCUUUUUCUGAAUUAAGAUAUUUUCACUCUAUUAUAUUAGAAGUAUCUAAUCUAUAUGUUUCUUUACUAUUCAACUUAAAUAGGGCUAUGUAACUCUUCUCUAGUACAAUGAUUAUAUGUAAAUUGUGGUUUUGCAUAUUUAUUUUCUUAAGCUAUGCAUAUUUUUCUACAA
This is a messenger RNA of Cornus florida, 898 nucleotides long. Its product is annotated as multicystatin-like. Gene Ontology annotation, molecular function: cysteine-type endopeptidase inhibitor activity. Lineage: Eukaryota; Viridiplantae; Streptophyta; Magnoliopsida; Cornales; Cornaceae. The transcript has 4 exons. The coding region runs from base 86 to 673 and encodes 195 amino acids. The record is from RefSeq and is a predicted model, not a curated record.